CACGGGUCCAUCGCGCCUCUCUCACAGCCCCACCAUCGUGACAUCGCAAUCAUCAUCACAAUUAUUAUUAUCAGCGUUUAUGUAAAACAUUUUUUUUUUUUUACAAUCGUAGGGCAUUUUUACAUCGUGGCAGACGUGGGCAAGGUGUUGGGGGGGGGGGGGGCGGUUGGUGUGUUUGUCUCCGUUGGGUGGAUUGCAAGCACGUUCGUGAGAAGAUAAAUCAGUUCGCGUAAGAACGUCAAGGUUGAUUUUACGUCGAGGCUCAUCGAGGAGGCAACUGGUAACGUCGCCGUUGAACGUUCGCACAACGUCCGUGCCGGCACGCCUGUGGGGACAGAGAGAGAGAGAGAGGGGGAUUGAGAGGAAUAACACUCUUCCUUGCCGUUGAAGUCACUCGCGUGGAAGAGCUGUCCUCAAGGUAACAAAAAAAAAGCCACGUGCAAAAAGUUCGCUGUCGUUCUAAAGGUCUGGCUGUCGGCGGAAAGUGUUCCGUUAUCUCGCGGUUUAAUGUCCGUGUUGAAGAUAUUAUCGCCUGCGCGUAUAUUUACCCCCUUGAUUGAUCGUACGUAGAUUAAUACGGCACGCUAUUCCGAGGCGCUUUACGGCAAAUUAUAAAAUUGGACAUUUUGCAAUCUGCGAAAGGGGACGCUUCGUAGUUCGUCGGAUUCCUCCCGUUUACAUCAAGAUUCUCGACACCAACAAGAGGAUGAUUCUGCUGAAAGUGGUCGAGACAAAGAGUGAGAGUUAGUGAAAGUGGCGGUGCAGUUGUGGCGACAGGACAGGCGGGAGAGGUUCAAGGCGAGAUUUGGGACUCGGACUGUUUCACUCGUGCGCCUGCGAUUACCAUAAUAGUUGUACGAAUUAUUUGUACGGCUACGUUUUGUCGCGAGAAAAACGAGAUUCUCAAUUAGACGGUCGCACCGUUAACUCUCAUCUGAUUCGUGCAAUUGAUAUUGAGGGCAGAGAUUGGUAUUUAAGAUUGCUGUUCAAGAUAGUGGGGAUGCGCUGGGUCGCGCUCCAUAAAGCAACGAUGACUCACGUGACGGAGAUCAUUGUUGAGAGAUACGGAACACUCACCACGCUUCUGGUAUCGUAAUUAGGGACACGUCUCGUACAGCGCAUCUCAAUGUAGCUAUUUAUUCACGGUGAUGCGGUCGAAAUAAUGGAAUAGUCGUGCGUGCUUGACUAUCACGCGAUUAUUCUCAAAAUAGACAAACGCGAACUUACCAGGACAUAAAUUGGUCCACAGCACGCCACACACGCGCGCGCGCAUAAUUUUCAAGAGACAGAAAUUAGCAUUAAGGUUAUUAAUAACUACAACUCAACAGAAGACAAGGGCUUGCUGACUCACAGUCACUGCCCCCCCCCUCUCCCACCCAUCCCCCAACUCCCCCCCCAUUUCACUCUCCUGGCCAUCCAGCAGCCCUCACACCCCCCGAACAAACACCAACGACCAUCUCACCGCCACCGUCGCGACCGAUCGAGCCAUCAUCGUUAUCGUCGUCAUCCCGAGCCACCUCGUGUGGGGGGUGGUGGUGGUGUGGGGGGUGGUGGUGGUGGUGGUGUGGGGGGUGGUGGUGGUGGUGGGGACUCCGCAAUGACGGUGAGCGGAGAAGCGGCCAGGGACGAGGUGGACUGCGGGGGCUCUCAGACCCCGCGUGCCGACGGCUUCCGCUGCGAGCCCGAGCUGAGCGGCCACGAAUUCUGCGAGCGCGUGGUGGUGAACGUCUCCGGCCUGCGCUUCGAGACGCAGCUGCGCACGCUCGCGUACUUCCCCGACACGCUGCUGGGCGACCCCCAGAAGCGGAUGCGCUACUUCGACCCGCUGCGCAACGAGUACUUCUUCGACCGAAACCGACCGAGCUUCGAUGCCAUCCUCUACUACUACCAGUCGCGCGGCAAACUGCGCAGGCCGACCAACGUGCCCUACGACAUCUUCGCCGAGGAGGUGCGCUUCUACGAGCUCGGCGAGGAGACGAUGGCGCGCUACCGCGAGGACGAGGGCUACGUGAAGGAGGAGGAGAAGCCGCUGCCCGAGAACGCGCUCCAGCGCCAGGUGUGGCUCCUCUUCGAGUACCCGGAAAGCUCGAACCCCGCGCGCGUCAUCGCCAUCGUGUCCGUGCUCGUCAUCGUCAUCUCCAUCGUCAUCUUCGUGGCGGAGACACUGCCCGAGUUCCGCGACGACAAGGACCUCCACUCGGGCACGCGCCACGAAGUCGGUGCCGGCGACGCUGCUGGCAACGGCAGCAGCGGCGGCAGCAGCGGAGGCAGCGGAGGCAGCGGCCACGCGCACGGAGGUCACGUGCACCCGGGCGGUGGCGGUGGCGCGCUCGGCCACGGCUACGGCCACGUGCCCGGCGUGCACGCGGCCGUCCCGCACGGCCGCGGGAGGCCCACCCCCGAGUUCGGCAAAGACCCGUUCUUCAUCGUGGAGACCGUGUGCAUCGUGUGGUUUAGCUUCGAGCUGCUCGUGCGCUUCUGCGCGUGCCCCAGCAAGCCGGGCUUCUUCAAGAACAUCAUGAACACUAUCGACAUCGUGGCCAUCAUGCCCUACUUCAUCACGCUGGGCACGGAGCUCGCGGCGCAAGACACGGGCGCCAACAACGGGCAGCAGACGAUGUCGCUCGCCAUCCUCAGGGUCAUCCGGCUGGUGCGCGUCUUCAGGAUCUUCAAGCUGUCGCGCCACUCCAAGGGGCUGCAGAUCCUGGGCCAGACGCUGCGCGCGUCGAUGCGCGAGCUGGGCCUCCUCAUCUUCUUCCUUUUCAUCGGCGUCAUCCUCUUCUCGAGCGCGAUUUAUUUUGCCGAGGUUGACGAGCCCAACACGCACUUCCACAGCAUCCCCGAGGCCUUCUGGUGGUCGCUCGUCACCAUGACCACGGUGGGCUACGGAGACAUGUUCCCCGUGACGCUGGGCGGCAAGAUCGUGGGCUCGCUGUGCGCCAUCGCGGGCGUGCUCACGAUCGCUCUGCCCGUGCCCGUCAUCGUGUCCAACUUCAACUACUUCUACCACCGCGGCUCGGAGGCCGAAGAGCAGACGCUGUGCGCGCAGGAGGACAGCGGCGGCAGCUGCGAGGCCGGCAACCAGAUCAAGAGGAGUAACAGCAUCUCGUCCGUCAGCAAGUCCGAGUACAUGGACGACCUGGCCUUCCUGGGACCCAACUACAUCGAGUGACGCUCCUAGUGAGUGGCUCUCUGCCUCUCCGACAUUUGUGUUUGGUUGUUGCUGUUGUUGUUGUUUCACGGCAAACUUGCACUGCGCUGCGGGCGUGUGUCCGCGGUGCGUCUGUCCACACACGUUUGGGAUGGAACCGGAGGGUCGAAGCUCAUUGGCGCACUGCGCGACGAACCCUGCCACCAACGUUCGAUAUUCGGCGAGUGAUAUCUGAACCGGUCUUGGGCUUCCACUAGGUCGACUCAGCCCUAAGUGAGUACCUGGUGUGGUGUGCAAGCAUCAUGGCCGAGGGAUACAAAGGUGGCCAGGCGUGGCGCUGGUAACACCACCCACCUCGCGUGCCCUUCCAGCCUUCGUAGGUGCUCUUUAAGAGCACUUGCCCCAACAGCCUAGGUCGGCUGCAUGGAGAAGCUUUGUCUUGUUUUGUCCACACGCAUGGGGCUAUGGCGACGCAGUGGUCAGUGGUGUGAUGCUGGUGACGCUUUUUCGACUGCUGACCGAGCCUGGCGUGGUAGUUUCGUUGGGGCAACACGUUUAAAAAAAUAAUUGAGGAGCUGGAGAUCCGGCAGUGCCAUGUCCUUUGGCCACAUCACUCCUCUCGAGUUCUGUGCCGAUCCUUCUUAAUGCGUUCUUACCAACAACAAAAACACUCUUUAAUUUUACCAGGUGCAAGGCCCACUGAGCUACUUAGCUCUUUUUCAGAAGCCACCUGGUUAUCACAAAUGAUAGCUCAACGAAGUGGCUUAUCAUGUGGAAAUGUAUAGCAGCCAAACACUCUAAACGCGCGUGUGUAAAUGUGGAGGGGAAAACCGGAGGACCCCGAGAAAAAUUCACGCGACCACGGGGAGAAACACGCACGCUCCUAAUAGAGGGCAGCAGGCGUCAGGGUCGGGAUCGAACGCACGACCUCCUGCGUACCAGGCGAGGUAGUCGACAUCUCGCCACCGUGGCGCCCAACCAAGGCUCGCCACGAGAGUGUGAUUGUUUAAUUUAUUUAUACGCACUAAGCACAAAAUGCUAAGAUCGUCGUCGUCGUCGUCUUGAUCUGACGGAAUCAACGCCCCACGUUUGUUAUCGAUAUCGGUACAGAUGGGGGGGGGGGCGCCCCCCGGGGCAAGUGGUUGACAGAGUCGGCAACCACGCAGCGAAGUUGUCGUCUCCGCGACGCUUCACGGCGGGUGCCCCACGAAUCACCGACGUUGCAGUCGGGGACAUUUCAGACUUUAGUCCACCUCGGACGGUGAUCGGACGGCUCCCGUGGUGACGUGUCAGAGUGGGCAGCUUCACAGGGUAAGGGCGGUGUUCUCGCCUAAACCACGUGUGAGUAAGAGGAGAAAGAUAUAAAAAAAAAUCUGGGUCAACUCUCAAUGAGUUCAUAAUAGAGGUGUUUGUUUUUGGGGUUAGAUCGCGUGAAUCUAAAUGUGUCGUUAAACCCGCCACCACCCGACUCGGCCAAUUGGUAAGGUUUGUCACGGUAAACAAAACGUGCCAAGUCGUUAAUAGUUGGGCACACCGGUGUGUUGGAGAGUAAACCCACUACAUUUACUAUUCGAGUACGAGGUUUCGCCGAUAAUUACAAUCAACUUCAACAGGCGACAGCCAGAUCAAUAAGUUAAAACCACUUAUUCACGUAAGAACUUAGCGUUGCGGGAUGCUAUUCGCAUUAAUGACGCUAUAUAAUAUGAAAGUAUUAUUGUUAAUUUAAUUAUUAUUAACUUAAUUUGUGGCGGUGACAUGGCCAAGCAGCAGUAGUGGGGUUUACCGCUUGUUGCAGAUGAUUUCGGUUAAUACUGCGGGUGUGUUAAACACAAAUAGGAGCCGUCCACACCACAGAGGACGUUUAAGUUCCCGUCACUUCAUUUGGAAGAGUGGGCCGUGUGUGCCGACGUCAUGAGCCCAAAUCUGAAGCAUUACUAAAAAUGUAAUCAAUUGUAACAACCAAUUGGCAAAUAUUCACCCACUCGCAGGCCAGUGCUGUGUUGUCGCCUUGUGCCGCACAGAGACAGCUGCCAUUAGUGGGUCCCCUUAGGUUAAGAUCACAAAAAAGUGCGCUCCGAGACAUUACAUUACAUUCUGAGCGCAAUGUAAAUGUAAGUAUUGUUAAAAUAUUUCAUUUGACUUUCGCAUUGCUUGAAAGGAAAUCUCGAUUGCAAGUCGUCCACUCAAGAGAUGUUUCUUUUGGAUCUGUCGGGGAUAGCGAACUUGAAGGAUCAAUCGUCUAUCAAGGUGUCUGAAAUUUCGAGGAAGCGCCUUCGUCCACAGUUGCUUCUGUGCAUCGACUGUGAUAGAGCAGAAGUUGUGGGUACAAACCCAAAAUACUUCGAAGAUCUCAAAGAGUGGGGACAGCCCGUGGUCCUUCACGAUGGCAAACCGCUCAUCUGCAGCAUCGAGUGUGCAGGGGUGACUUGCCAUGCCAUGAAUCGAUUGUUACGGGGACAAUUGUGGGUACAAGCCCAGCGUGUCCCAGAGUUCUCGAAGAGCGGGACAGAGGUUGUUCAAGACGGAGAGCCUCUUGUCUGCAGCACGGAGUCUGCAGGCGUGAUGUGAAUGACGGACAAUUGUAAUCUUUACCUGCGCAAGCCUCAACGAGUCCUAAACGGCCGUGUUUCAAGGAGUGUUCUGCUUGUUGUUGUUUGGCCAGUUCGUUUUUGAAAUAUUUUUGUACAAUUAUUUGUAUGCAUGAUACGGAAAUGGCAAUGCUCAGAGACAACUAUGCAUAACGGAAGGGGGGAGCUGUUGCUCAACACUCCCAUUGUACAGCUAGCCCAUCAGGAACAUAAGCGACCCUCUCGGAAUCAAGCUGGUUAUGAUGCUGUCCCAUCUACAGCCAUCGACGCCAUCACCUCGGUGCUCAAAGGUCUCACGGAACGUAAUCACCUGUGGCCCAAUGCUGGAAUCAGAGAUUCAGGACUCUCAUCCCGGCACAGCCCAUCGGCUCAACGUCCUCCACGUCACGUGCAGUGGCGUAGCAAUCGAGUGUGCAGGCGGUGCAACUGCACCCGGGGGCCCACAGUAUGGCGGGGGCCCAUGCGUUUGGCCUACGAAGAGAGGGGCGGGGGUGUGG
This is a messenger RNA of Lethenteron reissneri (Far Eastern brook lamprey), 6236 nucleotides long. Its product is annotated as potassium voltage-gated channel subfamily A member 1-like. Lineage: Eukaryota; Metazoa; Chordata; Hyperoartia; Petromyzontiformes; Petromyzontidae. Gene Ontology annotation, biological process: potassium ion transmembrane transport; protein homooligomerization; action potential. The record is from RefSeq and is a predicted model, not a curated record. Gene Ontology annotation, molecular function: protein binding; delayed rectifier potassium channel activity. Gene Ontology annotation, cellular component: membrane; voltage-gated potassium channel complex.